AUGGCGAAUUCCACUUACGGAACUCCGGCUUCGGACAUGCCGCUAAACCCUGCUGAUGAGCCCGAGUUCUACGAGAAAGGUUAUCCUUCGCUCGCGUACUUUUUCUCCAACAAUCCUCGUUAUCUUCAUUUGCGACGAUUCUCCGGUCUAUCAAUCCGCCUUCUGCUAUAUCGCCAGUGCGAGCUUGUUCAUCUUGAGAAGCAACUGCUGGGGAUGGACAAAUCCAAUAUUUCAAGCAUCGAAGGAAGGAGAUCUAGAUACCAUAUCGACUAUGCUGCCACACUCACAGAUCCACAUGGUAGCAAGUUCCGCAAUUUGGUAACGGAUAUAAGAAAUAGAUUGAAAGAGUAUGAAGAAGAUCUCAUCCGAUUCGAGAAACUGGGCCUCAAAGGUUUUGAUAUGGCCAAAGUCAAAGUCGUACAGGAUUGGCUUGAUCAUCCCGAACUCGGCGCCUUGAUACUGGAUGGACAAGAUCGGGACAUUUGGGGGACUGGUGCGAAACCGGAUGGUCAUGCGCUUGACAUCAUCCAGGUUGUAAAGGAGUCGGAAUCGAGUCCGGCAAGCAAGUAUCUGCAAGAUGGCCUUUCUCGCUGGUCAUCUUGGACAGGGAAGUGGCUAACAUUGUUUUCCACCUGGCAAAUGAAGAAACCAGACAAACACAAUUGGCACAUUCAAAGUCGGUCGUCAUUCCAAGGACUCUCGCUCACCAUCGGAUCUGUGCUCACCUCCGUGCUUGUUUAUGGCGCGAUUAUUUCCCUGAAUUUUGUUUCCGGAAAGGCGUUCAAUAUCGUCGUCGCCAUUCUUGUUCCACUCCUGAUAUCACUCUGUGGGUUAGGCUUCGUCAACCAGAAAUCCAUUGCCACCUGGAGCAUGCUUGGAACGUAG
Messenger RNA from Westerdykella ornata, 885 nucleotides. RefSeq lists its product as uncharacterized. Bases 1 to 885 code for a protein of 294 amino acids. NCBI's taxonomy places the organism in Eukaryota, Fungi, Ascomycota, Dothideomycetes, Pleosporales, Sporormiaceae. The transcript has 2 exons. The record is from RefSeq and is a predicted model, not a curated record.